GGCAGUGGAACCCAAAAGACUGGACGGCCUUCCAGGUGUUUAGGAUCAGCCUCAUGACAUCAGAGCUGAUCUCCAUGGAGACAGAGACACAGAUGAAGGGUCUAAAGGUCAUAUUUGACCUGCAGGGAUGGAGUUUAGGACAUGCCUUACAGGUUAACCCUUCCAUUGCCAGAAAGAUAUCCUCUGUUCUGUCGGACUCUUUCCCCCUGAAGGUUAGAGGGAUCCAUCUGGUCAACGAGCCUAUGUUCUUCCGGCCUGUCUUUGCCAUGAUUCGUCCCUUCCUUCCAGAUAAAAUCAAACAAAGGAUUCAUAUGCACGGUUCUGAUUACCACGACAGUCUAUGCGACUUCUUCUCGCCAGAUAUCCUUCCUCCAGAAUACGGAGGGGAGGGGCCUGGCAUAGAAGAGGCAUGUCAGGACUGGACCAAUCACCUUUUCCAGUCAGGGCUCCUUCAGCAGAUUGCGGCUCACCCAACAGGAGACAUCUCCAUAACUCCAAGUGCCCCACUGAUUUCAGAGGAAGUGGACACUGACCAUCUCUCUGAGUGGUGACGGAUCACACAUACCAUGCUUUUUUUCUUUGGAUCAAAACAACCUAGUGUGCUGUCGACUGACUCGUUUAAGGUCUGUAGCAUGUGAGUACAUUCACUGUAAGUUGUUCACGUUGCAGCGAUGCUUGCUGCCUGAGUCUUUUUAUUUCUCAUUAUUAUUUUGUAGACUUUCAUCCUUUCAGAUGUGUCAGGGGAAGGAUUCUCCACUCAUUUGGAAGCAAGUUAACCUUGUAGGUACAUGUAACAUCCCAAGAAAAGAGAAAAGUCUUGUGGUGCCAUGACCCAAACCCAACAGGAAGUCAACCAUUUGAAGUAAAAAUGUGUUAUAUGUUUGUAUUUUUGGCCAUUUACAGGGGACAUACUUGAAUUGAAUCAUUCCUGGCAAGUCAUCCUACCAAUUACAAACUUUAUACAGAAAAGAUGUAAGCAGUGAAAGGUUUCUUAAAUAACUUCUGUCAAUGGGCGCAGCCUUUAGGGGUUACCUAAUCUCAUAACAGGAGCUGGGCUGACUGUUAUCUACUUCACUUAGUAGACUCACUUUUCUUAAGGACCUUAUACAAUUUUUACUUUAAAAAACCUGAGCUAUUCCCUUCAAUGCAGUGGCCACAAGAAAUGUAAUUUCUCAGCACUGCCUUAGGUUGCUACUCAAAGCUUCAGCACUCCCUUACCUGUCGGUAUGUUUCCAAAGGCCCAUUCAACACUGGUUUAAAAGUGAAUUUAGGCCCAAACUGCGCAGCUUGAGGACCUUAUUGGAACUGUUGUUUCUUUCUUUUAAUUUUGUAUAAAGGAAUUUGCAUCCUCAAGAGUCCAAAGGUGAAACAAGAAUCAGUAUUAUGAAAUUUUGUAUAACUUUAUAAUUUAUAUUGGGUCUUGGGAAUGUUGUGCAAAAUAGCUCCUUAGAGCCCCAUACAGCAUAUUUACAAAGUGUACCUCAGCAAGUUUCAUCUAAGCGGCAACCUCUGGUGUUGAAAAGUGGCUUCAAAUGUCUGCUUCAAACACCAAUGGGGGGGGGGGGUGUCACUGAGACUGUCUAUGGUUUAUACAGUCUAUAAUUUAUAGAGUCUAUAGUUUAACCAAGAUACAUGAAGUUUAGUCGGCACAGAGCACUCACACUGGUCAAAUGGACUGGACUUUAGGGGGAAAGCGUGCUUGGGCACAGUACUGAUUGCCUAAUGUGUGUUCACCUUUAGUAUGCCAACGUAAACCCAAGUCAGCCAUUUUUUGUGUGAGCUUUACUUGGAAAAAAAAUCGUACUUAUUCCGUCUCUUACAGAAAUGAUGCAGAAUGUUGUAUAUUUAUAUGGAUAAUGCUACACUGUAUGAAUGUCAUAUCAAGACAGUUUGUAUGUUCUUAAGUAAGACCUGAAUAACUGUUAACAGAUAAGGUGGACCUCCUGGGUGGAUUGCCAGAUGAGAUACUUUCAUGCGUAAUAAACUGCUUGACUGUACAAUACAUGGACGUAGUCUCAGACACAAGCCAGGGGAUGGGCUGACAGUGUGAUACUACUCUACCAGUCCAUACGCUCAAACUUCCUUAAAACAAAUCUUUCUGUGAAAUCAUGUGAACUUCAUCCAAGAAGAAAGCCUCUGUAAGAAAGAGCUUGCAGCCAAACAGUAGACUGUAAAAUGACAAGCACAGCAAACAUCACUCCAUAAGGACAUUCAUUUUAUCAGCCAAUCAAAUGAUCCCAUUGGUUUUCUUUAGCUGAGUCUGUUAACAGUUUCAAAGUUUACUUUUUUUCAUUUAUUGUUACAACAUUAAGUCGUUAAUGUUAUAAAACUUGACUAUGUGGACCAAUAAUGUACAUAUCCACUUUAAACAACAUGCUGUAAAAAUGUAUGAUUAAAUGUUCACAAUAAUAAAGAAAAUGUUUUAGCGAAUAAAUGGAUUUAUUUGA
Labrus bergylta (ballan wrasse) is the source of this 2447-nucleotide messenger RNA. NCBI's taxonomy places the organism in Eukaryota, Metazoa, Chordata, Actinopteri, Labriformes, Labridae. The record is from RefSeq and is a predicted model, not a curated record.